Molecule: messenger RNA, 2119 nt
Organism: Zychaea mexicana
Lineage: Eukaryota; Fungi; Mucoromycota; Mucoromycetes; Mucorales; Lichtheimiaceae
Exons: 9
Coding region: 126-1997 (623 amino acids)
Cellular component (GO): cytoplasm
Molecular function (GO): protein binding
Source: RefSeq, a predicted model, not a curated record
UCGAUGACGAUCGAUGGCCGACUAACCAAGUGUCAGCGUCAACGUCCUUUGCGGGUAAACCAACCAGUAGCACCAAACAAAAUGUGAAUAUCCGGUCGAUUGCGUCGUACAAUCCAGCACUUCAAAUGUCAACACUUUUCAGCCACGUGUUCACAUUCAACAUUCGACGCGUCGUUCAUGAUUUAUAUGCAAAGUACGAACGAACGCGUGGUCAGGAUCUAGGCGAUCUUGCAGUACCACCUACACCUCAACAGUCGACUUCAUCCACAUCUUACGAUGCCGUUGUACCUGAUAUCACCGCCUUUAGGCCAGACAAGGAUGAUCCUCUCGACGUUGUGAGUCAGCCAGAGGAUGAAGUAGACAACGCCAACAAGAAGCUUUUCACGGACAAACGCAGUACCGAUCUGCGAAAACGUCUCGAGCUUGUCUCUGCUAUUGUUGCUGCCAGCGUAUCAUGGAAUGUGAGCGAGGCUUUUGAAAACAUUUGCAGUAGGACCUUGACGUUGCAAAGAAACUCAAGCCAUAGUAACAUCAGUUAUGGUCUAAAAGGUGCCAACGGCUAUCUCUCCAUAUUAGCACCACUAGAUGAAGAAAAGAGUGCUUGGACGGUUUCUCCAGAAAUGACGGCUUCGAGGUUAUUGUCAGUGGCAUUACUUGCAAAAGCCAUUAUAUUUAUUGCAGGACAAGAAAGCAAAAGCUCUGAUUUGAUUGCUGGAUAUGCCAUGGCUUUACCUGCUGUUGUUGGCAAACAAUACUGUUUCCCGUCCCUGUCUUUACUUGGCAAAUACUGGCAGGACCCCUCAGCACGCUCGCUAUUCUCGAGUGCUUUGAUAGGGCUUAAUGAAGAGGAGAUUUUGUCGUUAAUAAGCUAUUGGGAUAAUUAUCUUCCCACAUCAAGCUCACCUGAAAGUCAUAGUCCCUAUAUGAUGGCUCGCGCAACCAUUGUACUCGGCAUUAUGGGCUGUGAUCAACCGCAAAUGCUGGAUACCAGUGUCCGCAAAUAUACAGCUCUCAGUCUAGCACUAUUGCUAUCGGAUUCUGAUUUGGAUGACCCAAAGACCCAACACACGGAUCCUUCACAUGCUUCAGUGGCUCGUACACUAGCAUCCAUGGAACUGCUCAGUCAAGGUUUCAGUACAUGGGAAUCUUACAUCAAUGCUGCAGAGGUCCUGCGGACCAUGUUCGCCUAUGCAAACAAUACCCAACCGGCAGUGAGCCGAGGUGCCAAAAACGCCAUAUUUGAGAUUGCGAAAACGAACAUGCCCCUUGUCAUCGGCACGCUCACGUACGAUGCGACGCAUACAAAGCGGACGGACGAUCGUGUCCAAUGUCUUUGGAUUAUCAAUUCAUUUAUACGCAAGAAACCAGUUCUACUCUAUUCCCAUGUGCAUCGAGUUGUAGAAUCUGUAGUCAAGACGCUUGAUCCUAAUGUACCUCAUCUUCGAGAGACCGUUUUACCAACAGCCACAGCCGUACUUCACGACUUGGUGAAAACAUACCCAUUUGUCGACUUUAAUAGCAGUGCUCAAAAGCUCUCUGUCGGUACCUUGGAAGGCGCAUCUGUCAUUUAUGACUUGCGUACAGCAACACGAUCUGUCGUGCUUGAAGGGCAUCAGGGCGGCAUCAGUGCGCUUGCAUUCUCUCCUGAUGCCAAAUUCGUUGCAACGAGCUCUUUACAAGAUCAAACUGUUCGAGUGUGGUAUUCGAACUUGAGUCUCUUAGGCGUACUCACAAGUAGCUUCUCCCAUGGAUUAGGACGCAAUAUUGAUAGUAGUAACAGCCAUCAUGGCGGUAUCAGCAGUGCGAGCAGUGGUUUUGGUUCUGGUGAUCACAAAGAAUCCGGAUCUCAAAAGGCGUAUAAAGUGUUUUCAUUUGCUUUGCCCCACGGUGGUAUCACCGAGCACUAUCAAAUUAUGCAUCAAGUUCACUUUGAAUGGACGUCUUCCCGCUGUGUCAAAUUGCAUGUCCGGGACUUGGUCAUGAGCUUCAACGUGUAAAUUCAGUAGUCUACUUGUAAUAUUGUUGUUGGAGAUGCUGUUAUGAUAAAUAUAUUACAAGGAGCAUGGUUCAAACAUAUCCUAGCAUGAAGUUGGAUACAGUAAGCGAUAAAGAUGAUGGG